Bombina bombina (fire-bellied toad) is the source of this 5944-nucleotide messenger RNA. RefSeq names its product serine protease 16 (gene PRSS16). Bases 32 to 1546 code for a protein of 504 amino acids. The record is from RefSeq and is a predicted model, not a curated record. Gene Ontology annotation, molecular function: dipeptidyl-peptidase activity; serine-type exopeptidase activity. Gene Ontology annotation, biological process: proteolysis. Gene Ontology annotation, cellular component: endosome; lysosome. Lineage: Eukaryota; Metazoa; Chordata; Amphibia; Anura; Bombinatoridae. The transcript is spliced from 12 exons.
UCACUUUCUGUUUUACUCUGUCAUUACAACAAUGUGGCUGCCUCUGUGCCUCCUGCUUCCCCUCUUAGGGGUAACUGAGGGGGCUCGAAAUGGGCGUCUAAUCCGACAGCAGCUACAUCAAUUUCGGGAGACACAGAGUUGGAAAUCUUUCUAUACGAGGCUGGGAGUACCACGGGGUGCAAUGUCCUACACUGCCGCUGUUGAAGGCUACAUUACCCAACCCCUUGAUCACUUCAACCGGCUCAGUAAUGCCACCUACAAGCAGAGGUACUGGAUAAAUGAGGCUUUCUGGCAACGUCCCAAUGGUCCUGUGUUUUUGUAUAUUGGAGGGGAGAGUUCACUGUCGGAAUUCUCUGUCCUUGCAGGGGAGCAUGUAGAUUUGGCCCAGACCCAUGGUGCACUUCUAUUAUCACUAGAACAUCGAUACUAUGGCUCCAGUAUAAACCCUGAUGGCUUGACCCUAGAUGGAUUAAGAUUUCUGUCUAGUCAGCAAGCACUUGCAGACCUUGCCUCGUUCCAUCUCUUUGUCUCUCAGAAGUACAACUUGACUCUCCAGAAUACCUGGAUAUGUUUUGGAGGAUCUUAUCCUGGAUCAUUAUCUGCAUGGUUCAGACUGAAGUUUCCCCAUUUAGUCUAUGCUGCUGUGGCAUCUUCUGCUCCUGUUAGAGCUGAACUGGACUUUACAGAUUAUAACAAGGUGGUGUCUCAAAGUUUGUCUGAUGCAGUAAUUGGAGGGUCACCAAAGUGCCGUGAUGCAGUCCGCGUAGGCUUCCAAUCAGUAGAUUCCAUCCUUCAGACUGGGAACACCUCUCAGCUUGAGGAAGAUUUUUCAUCUUGUGCUCCCCUGCAUGGUCCAAAUGAUUACACAGAGUUUGUCAGCAAUUUGGCGGAUAUCUUUAUGGGGGCAGUACAGUAUAAUGGAGAGGGUCAAAACAUUGAUGUGCGGCGAAUCUGCCAGAUUAUGACCUCUGCAAAAUCUGGUUAUGAUGGUCUCAAAUCUAUUAAUCGGAGAUUUUUGGAAAAUACAGUUCUGAAGUGUGUGGACAACUCUUACGAGAAAUCUGUGGCAGAUCUCAACAGCACCUCACAAAGUAUGAUAGGUGUUGGAGAACGACAGUGGUACUAUCAAACUUGCACUGAGUUUGGAUACUAUCAGACAUGUGAAAACAAUAUUUGUCCAUUUUCCCAACGUAUCACCCUACAUUCCCAACUGGAUCUCUGUCCCCUGGUCUUCCAGAUUCCAAAAGAGUAUGUGCAUCAGUCAGUCCAGUACACUAAUGAGUUCUAUGGGGCUGAUCGACCCAAGUCCAGCAGGAUCAUCUUUGUCAAUGGUGACAUUGACCCAUGGCAUGCGCUCAGUGUGUUGAAAAACCAGUCUCGCUCAGAAAUUGCUAUCUUUAUAAAUGGGACCGCCCACUGCGCCAACAUGAGUCCUUCCCAUGAAAGUGAUCUACCAUCCCUAAAGAAAGCUAGAGAGGAAAUUGCAGUUCAGAUAGCUGAAUGGUUAAAAUCUGCUCGUAAGAAACCUCAAGACAUGGAAUAUUAAAAUACUCGAUAGUUGACACCAUUGGUGCUCGAAAGCCUCAUAUCUACUUUUAUAUACAUACAUACUUGAUUGAUAGUGAUCUUGCUCUGUUAAUGCACAUUCAAAUGAAGAAAAAAAUGUUUUAUUUGAAUAAUUUUAUAGGUAAAUAUGCCUUUUUUUAAUGCAAAUAAUUUGAAAUUAUAUUCAAACAGGUGAGAUGUUUCUACUUUAUAAAAAAAAACAAAAAAAAAAAAACCUUGUUGUGUGUGUAUACCCUUAAUAUUUCUUUACUAACCCGGUGAAUUAAGUACCGGUAAUUUGCAAAAGAUCACAUAAGGUAAUUUGUUACAUUUUUUUUAUUUUAAAAAUAGUUUUCAAAUAGUUUUCUCAAUAUAUUUUACACGUAGAAUCUCCUCCUAUACAAAUCAAUGUAAAACUAUUGAGUGAUAAUUACCCCUCCCCUGAAUUGUUUUUUUAUUCAGUUAUUAUAUAUUAGGUGUAGUGAUUCUCUUGCUUCCAGGGCAUUCACAAUAUCCUUGUUUUCAUUAUGAUGUUAUCAAAUUGUUUCUUACAAUAUCUGUCAGUGCCUUAAAUUUUACCUUUGCUUGAGACCAAAGAAUAUUAACAAAUGUGUUGUAUAUGUGUGUAUUUUUUAUGUAUUUUUUAAUGUUUCUAUAGAUUGCUUUUUAUUAAAACUUUACAGACAGUGUUUCAAAACAAAUGUAAAACAUUAUUACAUUUUAAUGUAAUUUUGCAUAAUAAUAGAAAAUCUGAUUUAAAAGAAAUAACUUCUCAAUAUUUAUCUACAAGUCAUUCAACAUAUUUGGUGGAAGGAAUUUGGGCAUUAAAGGGCAUGUACUUAAAAAAAGGUUUUCUCUUUAUGAAGAGCAACACUUAAAUUAAUAUAGCAGUAUUGGUUGUGUACUUGCUAAUACACAUUAGAUGAUAGGUGCAAUUAAUGUUUGUACAUUAAUAAGAAGUACACAACUUUAUACUAUACUCUGUUUGCCACAGAAAAUAUUGCCAACCAGAUGGAAUUAUGUAGUAGCCAGGGGGCAGUGUUAUAGUUUGCAAUAGUAUAACAUUUUCUGUUAUGUACAAAUCCAAAGCACAGACUAAGUGCAUAAUUUAACAUAACUUGAUGUAUUGAUAAUAUGUACAACAAACAUUAAAAAAGGGAUACUAAACCCAUUUUUUUUCUUUAAUGAGUCCGAUAGAGCUUGCAACUUUCUAAUUUACUCCUAUUAUCAAUUUUGUGUCGUUCUGUUGCGAUCUUUAUUUAAAAAGCAGGAAUGUAAAGCGUAGGAGCCAGACAAUUUUAGGUUCAACACCCUGCAUAAUGCUUGCUUAUUGGUGGCCACCAAUAAGCAAGCGUAACCCAGGUUCUGAACCAAAAAUGGGCUAGCUCCUAAGCUUUACAUUCCUGUUCUUUUUUUUUAAUAAAGAUAGCAAGAGAACAACAAACAAUUGAUAAUAGAAGUACAUUAGAAAGUUGCUUAAAAUUGCAAGCUCUAACUCAUUAAAGAAAAAAAAAUUGGGUUUAGUAUCCCUUUAAUAUUGGCCUAAAUUUUAGACAAUUGGUCAGUAAAAUGAGCAGGAUGAAGCACCCUCUAAUAGACCCUGGGGAGAACACUGUUGUUGUUGUUGUAUUUGUUCAUAUUUUAAAUCGAAAUAGCUUUAUAUAUAUUAUGCAGACAAAAUAAGGCACUGUGCUUAAAGGGCCAUAAUAGUUGAAAAAUGUCAUGCUCUAAUCCGUUAGAGUAUGUCAUUUUACCACUAUCGACCCUGCUCUACUGUAUGUUUAACCCCCACAAAGACUGGGUCUCGGGCAGAACUCACCACUCCGCUAAUUAGCAGAGCUAGUUGCACAUUUGAGUUGUGAGACUAGCGCUGCUGAUUGGAGGAGAAGUGGGUUCCUCUUGGGACCAUCAGUAGAGCAGGUCUAUAAUCGUAAAAUGACAUGCUCUUAACGUAUUAGCGCAUGUCAUUUUUUGACUAUUAUAACCUUUUUAGUAAUAACUGCUCUCUUCAUAUGGACAACAAAAACAGUUUGACUACAAUGUAUCUUUAAAGGGAUAUGAAACCCAAAAUGUUUCUUUUGUCAUUCAGACAGCGCAUACAAUUUUUAUAAAAGUUUCCAAUUUACUUCUAUUAUCAAAUUUGCUUGCUUGCUAUGAUAUUCUGUGUUGGCAGGAAAUUGUACAAAUGGGUUACAUUCUUGCAAAACUGCUGCUAUUUAGUUCUCCAGAUGGGACGGCUCCUAUGCAUAUAUGUCCCUGGUUUUCAACAAAAGAUACCAAGAGAACAGAAAAAAAUUGAUAAUAGAAAUAAAUUAGAAACUUGUUUAUAUUGCAUGCUCUGUCUGAAUCAUGAAAGAAAAAUUUGCGGUUUCAUAUUCCUUUAAGGUUCAGAAAUUAGUGGUCCCAUCUUCAAUACCAAUAAGUUAAAGGAAUAUUAAACUGCUCCGCAUAACUGUAAUAGCAUGGUCACUAUUCACAAUGUUAUUGCAUUUUCUUCUCUUCUUGCAGCUCUCUUCAAAGCCUUUCUUCUACUUAAACCCCUUAAAGUUGUCAGACGGUAAAGCUCCGCCUCUUUAUAUUGGGUGCCGCCAUCUUGGAGCACAUGUAUUCUCACACCCUGUAACAAAAGCAGUGUGCAUUUAAAGGGACACUAAACCCAAUUUAUUUAUUUCAUGAUUCAGAGAGCAGACAUCUUAAGCAACUUUCUAAUUUACUCCUGUUAUCAAUUUUUCUUCGUUCUCUUGCUAUCUUUAUUUGAAUAAAGCAGGAAUGAAAAGUUAAAUGCCGGCCCAUUUCUGGUUCAGCACCUGGGUAGCGCUUGCUGAUAGGUUUGCUACAUUUAGCCACCAAUCAGCAAGUGCUACCCAGGUGCUAAACAAAAAAUGGGCCGGAUCUUAGGCUUACAUUCCUGCUUUUUCAAAUAAAGAUAGGAUGAAAACAAAGAAAAUUUGAUAAUAGGAGUAAAUUAGAAAGUUGCUUAAAAUUGCUGCUCUAUCUAAAUCGUGAAAGAAAAUAUUUAGGUUUAGUGUCCCUUUAAAGAUCAGGGAUAAUACCAAUAUUUUUUUUAUUAUUUUUUUUUUUAUUUUUUUGCCAGCUGAAUGUGAUUCUGGUUGAUAAUAGAAAGAGUGUUUGAUACAGCUGUCAAAUAACUGAUUUUACUGAUCUGUGAGUGAGCAGCAUUUCUGUCACAGGUUGUGAGAAUACCUAAACUUCAAGAUGGCGGCACCCAGUAUAAAGAGGCGGAGCUUUACCGUCUGGCACGUUUAAAGUAUUAAAAUAGGAGAAUGGUUUUGAUAAGAGCCACAAACAAUGUUUGCUAUGAUAAACAAGUUCCUUACAUUUAAUUUAAAGGGACAUUAAACUAAAAAAAAAAUAUUUUAUGAUUCAGAUAGAAAAUAUAAUUUUAAACAACAUUCCAAUUUACUUCUAUUAUCUAAUUUGCUUCAUUCUCUUGAUUACUUUUCUGAAAAGCAUAUCUAGAUAGGUUCAGUAGCAGCGGAUAGGUGGCUGGUACAUAGAUGCCUUGUGUGAUUGGCUCACCAAGGUGCAUUGCUAUUUAUUCAACAAAGGAUAUCUAAAGAAUGAAGUAAAUUAGAUAAUACAAGUAAAUUGGAAUGUUGUUUAAAAUUGUAUUCUCUAUCUGGAUCAUGAAAGAAAAAUUCUGGGUUUAAUCUAGAUAGGCUCAGUAGCAGCGGAUUGGUGGCUGGUACAUAGAUGCCUCGCGUGAUUGGCUCACCAAGGUGCAUUGCUAUUUAUUCAACAAAGGAUAUCUAAAGAAUGAAGUAAAUUAGAUAAUACAAGUAAAUUGGAAUGUUGUUUAAAAUUGUAUUCUCUAUCUGGAUCAUGAAAGAAAAAUUCUGGGUUUAAUGUCCCUUUAAGGAAUGUUGGUCCAUUCCUCCUCACACUGUCCAGUUACAGUACAGCAAUGUUGCCAUUAGAAACAAAGCAGGUUGAAUUUUUUGCAUAAUUUCAACUAAAAUCUGUCUUUCAGAAGAACCUAGGUUCCAAAAUGGCGGCACCGAUAAUUAGAGGGAGAUGAAUGAAAUGUAUUUAAACUUGUCCCCAGCCUUCUUGAGGAAGUGAGAGAAAAAGCAAAGUGGCUCAUCAUAUUCUAUUUAUAUAUAUAUAUAUAUAUAUUUCAGCAGUUUCAUAGCCCUUCAAUUCUGAUCAUCAUGAUUCUGUUUUAAAAGCCAUGACAUUGUUUAAAAUUGUUUUUCAUGAUCAGAACCAUUUAGGGUUCUGUGCGGUUUUACAGGAUCGUUGGGUUGGAUAUGACCUUUAUACUUUUGAGUAUUUAUUACAUAUAUUUUUAAAAUGUCUGUAUUUUUAUUGUUUUGUAUGACUAUAAGAAUAUUUCAUGUGAUUUCUGCAAAUAAAAUUAUUUUCCUUAAUAAAAAAA